Molecule: messenger RNA, 1191 nt
Organism: Parnassius mnemosyne (clouded apollo)
Lineage: Eukaryota; Metazoa; Arthropoda; Insecta; Lepidoptera; Papilionidae
Source: the annotation of a GenBank genome assembly
AUGAUUGCACCGUCGACAAAGACGGCCUGGUGGCUGGCAACAUUUUUAACUGUUUUUGUCACCGGUGAAAUGCCAAUACAGGCUGAGGUUGAACCAGAGUUCCUGCAAGAGUUGGAAAACCAUACAGUGACACAAGGCCGUGACGUACAUUUUACGUGCGUCGUUAAUCAUCUUUCCAAUUAUAGGGUGGCGUGGAUAAAAUCUGACUCCAAAGCUAUUCUGGCGAUUCAUACUAACAUGGUGGCGUUGAAUCCUCGACUGUCAGUAACAUAUAACAACCACAACACUUGGAAGCUACAUGUCAGUAAUGUCCAAGCCAACGAUUCUGGCACAUAUAUGUGUCAAGUAAAUACAGACCCAAUGAAAAGUCAGAUGGGUCACCUAUCAGUAGUGAUCCCGCCCGAUAUUGUGGACACAGUGACAGAAGGCAGUUCAUCUCGAGAAGGGGGCAGUAUACGAUUAACAUGCAGCGCGACUGGCGUUCCACCACCAACAGUGACGUGGAGGCGAGAAAACAACAGACCAAUUGUGUUCAGACAAGAUGGCGGUCGGGAGAAAAAAGUGGUGGAAAGUCACAAAGGGGAAAGUCUAGAGCUAUUCCAUGUUCAACGUUCCGAUAUGGGCGCAUACUACUGCAUUGCAAGCAACGGCGUACCUCCCACUGUCAGCCGCCGAUAUCACGUGCAAGUGCAUUUUAUACCGCAAGUAAAAGUAACCAACCAGCUGGUUGGGGCACCAAUAGGUAGCGACGUUGAACUUCAGUGCUAUAUAGAAGCUUCUCCUAAAGCUAUGAACUCUUGGUAUCGAGAGGAUGCACUUGUAAACGGCAAAAUAUUUGAGAAUCCGAAACUUCGUGUGAUGGAAACGAUUGUGAAUGAAUACUCCUUAUGGAUGAACUUGACUAUAAAAUCACUAGCUCCAUCGGACUAUGGAACUUACGUUUGCGCUUCCGUAAAUGCUUUGGGAAAGAUGGAGAGCCAAGUUAGCUUACAUAGACUAGAACUAAAUAUGAAUGGUUUCGUCGAAGAGCCAAUGGUGUCAGGUGCAGCGUGGCAGCGUGCUCGAAGUUCAUCCACGUUUAACGCGGACCCUGCUGCUUCACAUGCGCGACCAUUUUGCUUUGCAAGCCAUCUGCCCCCACAACUAUACGCCAUCUUACUAACUACUCUGCUAUAUAUAUUAACAUUCUAA